This is a messenger RNA of Anoplophora glabripennis (Asian longhorned beetle), 1000 nucleotides long. Its product is annotated as putative glycine-rich cell wall structural protein 1. The transcript is spliced from 4 exons. The coding region runs from base 221 to 886 and encodes 221 amino acids. Lineage: Eukaryota; Metazoa; Arthropoda; Insecta; Coleoptera; Cerambycidae. The record is from RefSeq and is a predicted model, not a curated record.
AUUUGGUUCAAGGAACGUUAAGUGGAGCGUAUUUUGUGACUUUGAGUGGUGGAUACCUAAGGGGAUAGUCUCUAACAGAGAAAGAAAGACUUUCGCCCAAUGUCAGAGAUAUGAACUCCCUCUCAUUCGCGGAUGGUACAGAGUAUAAAAGCAGUAGGAAGGAUGCAACGGGCAGUAGAACUCUUCUGUGUCUUCAGCAUUUAAUAAGUUUUUGUCCAUCAUGAUUAAGUAUCUACUUCUAACCUCUGUGGUGGCUGUUCUGGUGAGAAGCGAACCAACAAUAGUUGCUUCUGGCCUUAGCAGUCUAGGCCUUAGCGGCGGUGGCGGCUGGCAAAACGGCGGAGGCGGUUGGCAAAGCGGCGGUGGAGGAGGGUAUGGUGGCGACUUCGGGGGUGGACAAGCCACUAUAAACUUCGAAACCUUAAGCGGCAACCACGACUUCCAAUCUGCUGCUAUCUCCGGCGGUGGACACGAAGGCGGCGGCGGUGGAGGCGGUUCCAUCGGCGGCGACUUUCACCACGGGGUGAGCAUUGUCGGAGGCGGUGGCAGCGAUAAGGGAAAAAUCAUCGAUCUUACCGGACAGACAGGAGCUCAUGGCCACGACGGUCCCUUCGGCGGUAGUUUCGUCGCCUCCAGCAAAUACAGCGCCGGAGGCCACGGGGGCGGCGGCGGCGGCGACGGUGGUCACGGAUUAGGUGGUGGAUACGGCGUCCACGAAGGUGGCAAUGGGGGCGGUUUUGCCGAACACUACAGCGACGUCUUGGGGGCCAGUGAACACCUAGGAGGAGGCGGCGGCGGCGGCCAUGGCGGCUGGGAAGCCCUGCAGGGUGGUUCCAUCGGAGGAGGGGAUGAGCUCGGGGGAGAUAUAGGAGGUGGAUACCACUAGAGUGAUUGAGAUAUUCACGAGUGCUGUUGAUUCUCUGUGUAUAUAUCGUCAGAUGUAAAUAUUUAUUUCUUUUCUUGUUGAUUUUUUUUUGUUGAUUUAUGUUCUGUUUUAACU